Lolium perenne is the source of this 1551-nucleotide messenger RNA. RefSeq lists its product as uncharacterized. The record is from RefSeq and is a predicted model, not a curated record. NCBI's taxonomy places the organism in Eukaryota, Viridiplantae, Streptophyta, Magnoliopsida, Poales, Poaceae.
UGUGGCUAAAACUGAACCGCACAUGCAGAAGCAAACAAACCAAUCCAGGUACGAUCGCUGACUCGCAAAAUUAACCUCCACAUAUCGUGUCUUCAUAGUCUAAAAAAAAUAUAUCGUGUCUCCAUAGGAACAUGCCUCCUUGGCAAUUCAAACAACAGGCAUGCCUACAGAUAUAUAUAAUGCAAGUUUUCUUGCCGAGCGAAACAAUAGAAUCUCUAAAUCCUUUCUCCGUUGGUUGUUGCAUCUUCUUCAGGCAAUCACGACAUGACGGCUGCAGCAGCGCCUGCCAACUUGCCAACAUCCCAUCGCCUCAAGCAUCAGGCCGUCUUGCCGACAUCCGUUGUUUUUUGCAUCUUUGUCAACGAAUCACGACCUGCCGGCUGCAUCAGCAUCUCAUGGCCUCAAGCAUCAGGUCGUCUUGCCGGCAACCCAUCGGCACAAACGUGAUUGCACUCAGCCAGGUUUGGAUACAAAAGAUUCAAGCUACCAAUAGAGGAAAGUAACAAUCAAGGCAAGAGUACCAAGAUUAUGGGAUUCAAUAUAGAUUAAUAAUGGUGAAUUAGUGAGUCUUGAUAUGAUCCUUAUUGAUCAAGAGGGAACCAUGAUGCAUGGAGUUAUCAGUAAGGCGUACACCGCGAAGUUCAGACCGUCAAUUCUAGAAGAUGUUAUAGGAGUUGCAGCACACAUAGGACCAAUUCAAGGAAGUAAAACAUCUUUUGGAAUCUACAAAACCCGCAAUAUUCUACUUCUGGUGGAAGAUCAAGAAAUCAAAGUUAGAUUAUGGGGUGCUAAAUCUGAACUAAUUGAUGCCAAUUCAAUAGGCGAUGUCAUUACAUCUACAACUGUCAGGAAAUAUGGAAGAUAUUCGUCAAAUAGUGCAACUCAAGUGUAUAUUAAUUUUCCUAUUCCUGAGACUACGGGUGUACAGGAAUAUAGUACCAAAGAAUUCCAUAUUGAGGAAGGACAUCUAAAAGGGACAAUGGAAGAGCAAAUGAGCUAUAAUAGAAAAACUUUACAAGAGUUAAAUGAUAUUAUAUUUAACUCAUCAAAUCAGGGAAGAGUAUUUACUGUGGAGGCAGUAACUGAUGAAGUUAAUACAAGAUAUACCUGGUACUACAUAUCACGUAGAAAUUAUAACUACAAAAGCAACAUGAAAAGGAAAUUGAUCACUACUACUGCACCAAAUUUGAUAGGAAAGCUGGAGCCAAAGCAAGCUGAAAUAGUUCAACGGAUGCCAUGUUAUUAACUUUGUAAGAGGUUUUCUAUAAUUAAUUACUUACAUAAUUUGCAGAUAUAAGGUCAAGCUUGAAAUAAGUGAUCCAAUAGCAUCUGCAUCUUGCGUUUUUUUUUAUAAAGAAGCUGCACAAUUAAUCAAUGAGUCGGCCGAAAACAUGGUUACGUCAUUUCCCAAUGAAGUAAUGAGCUACCAAGACCAAUCCAAGAGAUCUGUGGGAAGAUGAUGAUUUUUCAGUUUAGAUUGACGGACUACAAUUUUGAAAGUUGUAGAGCAUACUACAUAUUAUCAAAACUAUUUCUUCUGGACGACUACAU